CUGACAACAAUUGUCCCGUAGCCUGGAUGUACAGAUGGUGUUCCUUGUUUAGUCAUUAAGCUUUGGGAGUGGCAUUACAGGGAAUACUCAUUCUAAUCUACUGAGGAAUCCAGCACUAAGGAUUAUUUCAGAGUUUCUCUUCGUGUGAGCACUUUAAAAGAUGUCGAGCAGUGGUUUCGGUGCGACAGGUUUGUUGUGCUUGCUUGUUGUUUUUCUGGCAAGCACAUGCGUAAGGUCCCGUUCACACCACAAGAUGUCUUCCACGGAGCACGAAAAAGAUAAGCUAUCGACGGCUCCCCUACGCAAUCUGACCGUCUGCCAAGAGCCUGAAUGCCAACAAAUCGCCACAUUAAUCAGGGAUGCCAUAGACACAGACACACCCCCGUGCAAAGACUUCUUUAAAUUCUCAUGCGGAAACUGGGUCCGAAAACAUCCAAUACCGCGAAGUUACAACGACUUCUCAACUUUUACUAAAGUCUCCAAGGAUAUUGAAGACCAGUUGAGGGAGCUGUUGGAAACACCUAGUUACAUAGAGACACUCCCUGAGAACCAAGCUCUGCGAAAAGCGAAGGAUUUCUACAGAUCAUGUAUGGAUACUAAGACAAUAGAACGACUUGGCACCAGACCCCUGAUGAAGCUUAUUCGCCAGUUGGGGUCGUGGAGCCUGUGUAAUGAUAAGAGUUGGAAUAAGGAAAAAUGGGACGCGUAUGACGUGCUAAGAAAACUUCAGAGCACGUAUUACCCGGCAAGUCCGUUCUUCUCAGUGGAAGUCACAAACGAUCAUCUUAACUCCACUAGACACUUAAUCAAGGUGGACCAAUCAGGACUGAGUCUACAGAGGGAGAUUUACUUCAAACACCCAGAGAUGGUCGACACAUAUGUGGAGUACAUGGCGAAGGUUGCCACGCUUCUGGGCAUCAAGGGUAACGCAACGAAAGAGAUGAGAAAAAUUGUUGACUUCGAAACUAAACUUGCAAAUAUCACCACUUCCGCGGAGGAUAAAGCAGACGGAAUCUACCGACGAAUAAAGCUCCAUCAUCUUAUCAAGCUCGUCCCCGGGUUUCCUUGGCUGAAGCACAUGCAAGCGAUCUUUCGCGGCGCCCACGUGACCGACGCUGACGUUGUCCUGGCAACGCCAUCCACAUACUUGAGCAAGAUGAACGAUAUCAUAAAGGAGACGCCUAAAGAGUUGUUGUCAAACUACGUUGUAUGGCAGAUGAUACGCGAUAAGAUCAGUCUCCUGUCCAAGCCGUUCCGCAAGGCGCGCGCCGUGUUCAACCACAAGAUCUCAGGCGUGAAGGAACAGGAGCCGCGGUGGCGUACAUGCACAAGUAUAACCAACGAUAACCUGGGGGUACCCCUCGGGACGCUCUACGUCCGUAAAUACUUCAAUGAAAGCACAGUUGGAAAGAUCCAGCUGAUGAUUCAAGAAAUCAAAGACACUUUCAAAGAACGAGUUAAAGAGCAUGAGUGGAUAGACGACAAAACAACGCAGUACGUCUUUCAAAAGGCAGAUGCUCUGAGAAGCAAGAUCGGUUACGCUAACUACGUACUUCGACCUAUAAUACUCAAAAAGCGCUUUAAAUCGUUAAAAAUCGGGAAGAAGACCUUCUUCAGUAACAAUGUGAAUGUUGACAAAUGGGUGCGACAUCGCCUGGUGGGCAAACUGCGAAAAGCGGUUGACAAAGAAAAGUGGCCCAUGUUCCCGCAAACAAUCAACGCGAUGUAUCAGUUCUAUGAGAACGAGAUUGUAAUACCCGCUGGCAUUCUGCAGGCGCCUUUCUACUACACUGGUGCAGUGCCAAAGUCUCUCAGUUAUGGCGCGGUCGGCUCAAUCAUUGGACACGAAAUGACGCACGGCUUCGAUAACACAGGGCGAAAGUUUGACAAGAAUGGCGACAUUGUUCAGGAAUGGUGGUCGAAGAGUUCACUGACAAAUUUCAAGAAUCGUGCCCAGUGCAUCGCUGAUCAGUACUCCAAGUUCAAGAUACAGAACAAAUACCCGCUGAGUGGUGUCGUCACACUGGAUGAGAACAUUGCAGACAACGGAGGGACCAAACUGUCCUAUAACGCAUACCAUCGCUGGUUGAAAGACAAUGGAAACCAGGAGCAAGUCCUUCCUGGCCUCAAGUACACCAAUGAGCAGCUUUUCUUUAUAGGAUACGCGCAGGAAUACUGUAGCCAUGCCCGGCCUAAGACAGAGUACAUAGCAAGUCUUAGUGAUAUACAUUCGCCUCCUAAAUUCAGGGUCAUUGGAACAUUAUCUAACAUGGAGGAGUUCUCAGACGCGUUUAAGUGUCCUCCUGGUAGUCCGAUGAACCCAAAAAAGAAGUGCGAGGUCUGGUGACCUUAGAAGCCCAAUUUAACUCAAAUGUGUGAUUCUAGAAGGAUCCAUACCUCCCCCGGGGCACACCCACGCCGGAUAGAAUUGGAAAUUGCAAGGGUGGGGUAUUUUUUUUUUUCAGUGCUGAUUUUCAGGGGUAAAAAAAACGUUUUCAUACAAACACUUUUAGCCACUAUGGACAAAAGAGAAUAAUAGGGGAAACAAUGAAUUUUUGCAGUGCACAAGUCGCGACCGAUUUUAUGGAUGCCAUUCUUUAGUUGAAGGCACAAAUUUCUAAGAUGUGUUUUUCUUAACAAUGCUGGUCAUUGUCAAAUAGGGCAGGUGAUAUAAAUGAUGCACCAGAGAUGUAUCGAAUAGAAUUGAAAUUAUAAUAAAGAGGAACUUUCAUACAA
Nematostella vectensis (starlet sea anemone) is the source of this 2736-nucleotide messenger RNA. Its product is annotated as neprilysin-4. The record is from RefSeq and is a predicted model, not a curated record. The transcript has 17 exons. The coding region runs from base 161 to 2347 and encodes 728 amino acids. Gene Ontology annotation, biological process: protein processing. NCBI's taxonomy places the organism in Eukaryota, Metazoa, Cnidaria, Anthozoa, Actiniaria, Edwardsiidae. Gene Ontology annotation, cellular component: plasma membrane. Gene Ontology annotation, molecular function: metalloendopeptidase activity.